UUGCACACGCUGUCUCUCUCUCUCUCUCUCUCCCAGAAUAUCUCAAUCGUUCAAUGGGUGGGGAGGGUAAGCAACCAAAAUCGUCAGCCGCUGAAGAGCUGCUGAAGCGGCUGGAUAAAGGGCUUGUACCAGAUGAGGAGAUCAGGAGGCUGGUCAGAGUCGAAAUAGCAAGACGUCUCAAAUGGGGUAACAAACCUACAUAUGAGGAGCAGCUAGCCCAAGUCCUUCAUUUGGUUAAGUCUCUUAAAAAAAUGAAGCUCGCAAAGGAGAUUGAAACACUGGACACCAAGUUGUAUGAGAUACCCAUGGCUUUCCUCAAGUUAGUCUUCGGAAAGGCUCUCAAGGAGAGUUCCUGUUACUUUAAGGAUGAAUCGGUGACACUGGAUGAGGCUGAGAUCGCAAUGCUUGAUCUAUGCUGUGAAAGGGCACAAAUACAAGAUGGUCAAACCAUCCUUGAUCUUGGUUGUGGACAAGGACCAUUUACUUUACAUGUUGCUCAGAAGUAUAAAAAUUGCCAUGUUACAGCUGUUACCAACUCGAUCACUCAGAAAGACUACAUAGAGGAGCAAUGCAAGAACCUUCAGCUAUCAAAUGUUGAGGUUAUAUUAGAAGAUGUAACAAAGCUCGAAACAGAGGCUACAUUUGAUAGGAUAAUAGCUAUUGGAUUACUCGAGCAUAUGAAGAACUUUGAGUUAUUUCUAAGAAGAGUAGCCAAGUGGAUGAACCAUGACAGCCUUCUUUUUGUGGAACAUGUAUGCCAUAAAACCUUGGCUUAUGAGUACGAGCUUAUUGAUGAUGAUGAUUGGUACACGGACUAUAUGUUCCCUGCUGGGACAUUCAUCAUGCCAUCAGCCUCACUUCUUCUAUAUUUCCAGGAAGAUGUGUCAGUUGUCGACCAUUGGAUUUUCAACGGGAAGAAUUUUGGACUCGCCAUGGAAGAAUGGUUGAAGAACUUGGACUCUAAUAUGGAUGAGAUAAAGAAAAUAUUGGAGUCUUCCACUGGCAGCGAGGAAGAGGCAAUGAAAAUGAUAAUCCAUUGGCGAAAUUCUUGCAUGGUCGGAAGCCAGCUAUUCUUGUAUAAUGAUGGGGAAGAAUGGAUGGGUUCUCAUGUUGUCUUUAAGAAGAAAUGAUUUUGAGACUGUAGUUGAAUGGGUAAUAUUACUGAGUUAAAUAAUCCGGGUGGUGCAGUUGAAUAAGCAAUUCAUUGUAUUAGAGCCAGCCCAUAUUGGGCUCAUUAGAGUCCACUUGUAUUGUAGACGCUACAAUCUUUUAUAAAUAAUAUUUUUGUAUUAGGGUUGCAGUAA
This is a messenger RNA of Magnolia sinica, 1304 nucleotides long. Its product is annotated as pavine N-methyltransferase-like. The transcript has 8 exons. Lineage: Eukaryota; Viridiplantae; Streptophyta; Magnoliopsida; Magnoliales; Magnoliaceae. Bases 54 to 1130 code for a protein of 358 amino acids. The record is from RefSeq and is a predicted model, not a curated record.